Acanthocheilonema viteae is the source of this 1033-nucleotide messenger RNA. The record is from the annotation of a GenBank genome assembly. NCBI's taxonomy places the organism in Eukaryota, Metazoa, Nematoda, Chromadorea, Rhabditida, Onchocercidae.
AUGACGUGGCAUAAAUCAUGCUUACCACGUAUUACUGUACCGUGUGAUCAGAAUCCGAAAAGUUUUUCCGAUUUAUCUCGACAUACCAGUGUAUUUGGUGUACCUUUAUCCAGUCAAUUAAGUGGACCUUCUAAAUUGGUACCAGUUGUUGUGGAACGUUGUGUUGAUGAGCUUCAAAAACGUGGAUUAAAAGUGAAGGGAAUUUAUCGUACAUGUGGUGUGAAAAGUAAAAUUGAGCAAAUAUGUGAAGAUUUUGAGCGAGCAAGUAAUGGUAGUGAAGUGGAUUUAAGUAGCUAUCAUCCGAUGAAUAUUGCUUCCGUUAUUAAGCUUUAUCUGAGAAAAUUGCCGGAACCGUUACUGACGCAUGAGUUAUACGACGAAUGGAUAGCAUUUGCUGAAAAAAAUUUAGUUGAGGAGGAUGCAGAAAUCGUUGAUCAUAUCAGAUCAUUGAUGAAAAAAUUACCAGCCAGAAAUAUGGAUGCAUUGAAAUUUUUGUUGCUUCAUUUAAAACGAGUCACCUGGUUUGAAAUGGACAAUUUAAUGACAGCAUCAAAUUUGGGUGCGGUAAUAACGCCAUCGAUGAUUUGGAAGCAUCCAUCGCCAUCCUCAACCGCCGCCACCAACAAUAAUUCCUUUCUGUCUAAUGCUCAUUUGAUGAGUAAAGCUGUGGAAUUAAUCAUCAAAUAUGCUUUCGAAGUGUUCAAUGUUGACGUCGCUGAGGACAGGCGAAUUUUUUUCCAGCAGUAUCCGGAUGCCGUUGAUGCAUUUUCUGUUGAUCCGGAAUUGGAUGAUCGAUUAUGCGAGGGCGAAGGAAUAGUGGAUGAAGAUUUACUUGAAGAUGAAACAGAUGCAGUUUGUUCCACUUUUCUACCGCAACCACCAACUCCGGAUUUGUUGAAAAAUACGUCUCGUAACAAAAACGAAGCCUAUUCAAUAAAUGAAGAUAUCGAUCUGGAUAGUCCUUCGGGAUCAGCACGUGCCAGUGGAUCAAGUCAAUCCGGUGGACUAUCUGCACGAGCUUAUUCAUUAACAG